Colletotrichum truncatum is the source of this 1134-nucleotide messenger RNA. Its product is annotated as conserved secreted protein. NCBI's taxonomy places the organism in Eukaryota, Fungi, Ascomycota, Sordariomycetes, Glomerellales, Glomerellaceae. The record is from RefSeq and is a predicted model, not a curated record.
AUGCUUCCCCACACGGCACGCAUCCUAUCCCUCGCCGCCGCGCUCCUAGCCGGAACCAACACUCUCACAAGUGCAAACCCCGUCUUCCGCAGGAUGGAUAAUACGCAAGCAGUCGGGACAAACCCCAUCACGAACCCCAAAGUGGAGUACUUAGGCUUUCAAAAGGCCGACAAUAGCUGCUCGCACCGCGACCUUGGCUUUACGGGGGCCAUUGCUGGCAAGUACUAUGCCGUCUGGGGUGACGUGCUCUGGUGCGAUGCAGGCGUAACGGAUCCGGAGAGGGAUACGCCUGGGUUCCAUGGCAUGGUUCGCGAUGCCGUAUCCGCGAUGACGAACGACCCGCUGGUUGUGCAUGAUUUGAAUUUGGGAAGCAACGGGCGUCAGAACCAGUUUAUCCCAUUCAACGCAUCCUGGGGGGAGAAGUUUGAUACCGGGUUCGGCGGGACCAGCUUGGUCGAGAUCGAUGCUUCCACCGGCACUGGCGCCGUUUUCUUUCUUGUCAACCAAAACGCCGAUGGGCUUGUCGGCGCCGGUAUUGCCAAAGUUAAUGUCAUCGACGGCACCCCGACCGUAACCAAGCGCUUCGGGGAGCGGGGUUACUGGUGGCCUGCUAACAGCAACCCGCGCUAUGGUGACAUUGCUGCUUUCCGUGACCCGCGAUCGGAAUUCAUCUAUGCCUGGGGUGGCCCGCCGACCACUGCCUCCGGCUGGGUUGACGGUAACUACGUUUACAUGGUGCGCGUGAAGGCCAAAGAGGCUUUUGAUCUUUCCAAAUACCAAUACUGGUGGGGUCGCCAGCAGGGAUGGAAGUCGGAUCGAUUAACUACCUUUACCCCUGAGACGGCCGUUACGUGGGGGACUGGCCAGGGGCAAGUCGUAUGGAACGAGUUUUACCGCUGCUAUAUUUUUGUUCAUCUUGGCAUCGGUGGAGGUUCCGUCUUUUUGAGGACUGCAUCUAGCCCAGAGGGUCCAUGGACCCCUGACAUCAAAAUAUUCCAGGCCGAGCCCAUUGAUGGCGGUCUCGUUUAUGCUGGAGUUGCUCACCCGUAUUUUGAUGAGUCGGGAAGGACUCUGGUUAUUUCUUUCACUAAUAAUAACAGAAUUCAGGUAAUUAAGGCGACUUUCUCUAAGUGA